Messenger RNA from Sclerotinia trifoliorum, 854 nucleotides. Lineage: Eukaryota; Fungi; Ascomycota; Leotiomycetes; Helotiales; Sclerotiniaceae. The record is from the annotation of a GenBank genome assembly.
GCUGUUCCCAGUUUCUUUCUCUAUCUUUACUACUUUUGAUUAUGAUGAUUUUCUUGAUCUAAUGCUAUCUUUCGUAUCUCUUUAUCUCGCUAUUCACACUUUCAUCUUAUCUCCCUCUAGUGAAGUGGAGAAGGCUAACAUCAAAGUCGGUGGACCGGACCUCUGAACCCUUAAAAGACCACUCCGAUAUCUAACCAGGUUUAGGAGGUCCAGCCACAGACGCUUUAGGACCAGAUGAUCGCGCAUGGCGUCCCCUGUCAAACUUGACGAGUAAAGUAUUCAGGUAUUGGCUCUUUUAAGGUUGACAUCCAUUCACAAAGUUGCAAUAAUCCAAUCGGCUUAUGGAAUUCCCAAGAAUUAUGCGGCAGCUUACAUUGGCAUUAGAGGCCCUCACCAAACUUAACCUCGUUGGUCAUCCUGAGCCUGCGGGCUUACCUCGUGCUAGCAAUACAAGUGGGGUUAUGCAGCUGUUUUACCAUGGCAUGGUUAUCGUUGAGGAGUACAAUAAAGUUCUACGUCUGCCGUCGUCACUACAUAAACCCCGGCCCAAUCGCCUUUUCCCGAAUUCCUUCCUUUCCAAUUCACUAAACUUUACAGGAGAUUGCAAUCACAGGUUUUGUUAACAUCACUGAACGCCAAAUAAACAAAAUUAUAACUCGGAUCUCAAUUCCUCUUAAUUCAUCCCGUAUCAAUCAGUUCCUCUUGAUCUAGCAAGGACAAUACUUACCUGCCUUAAGAUUCCAUUACUGCACAAGUAACAGUCAACAACUAUCUUAUCUGCAGGUGGAACGUGAUUCUUUAAGAAUCAUACAUCUCCCCAGUUGAAGAGUACCCCUUGUUUCCAAUAACAUCUA